Molecule: messenger RNA, 3689 nt
Organism: Bubalus bubalis (water buffalo)
Lineage: Eukaryota; Metazoa; Chordata; Mammalia; Artiodactyla; Bovidae
Gene: NRBP2
Product: nuclear receptor binding protein 2
Exons: 17
Coding region: 311-2077 (588 amino acids)
Biological process (GO): endoplasmic reticulum to Golgi vesicle-mediated transport; intracellular signal transduction; protein phosphorylation
Cellular component (GO): cytoplasm; endomembrane system
Molecular function (GO): protein serine/threonine kinase activity; ATP binding
Source: RefSeq, a predicted model, not a curated record
GGUGGGGCACAGGGCUGGGACAGGUGGGGCUUCCGCGGGGUGCGGCGAGGGCCCUCUGCCUUGUGCGUGGAGCCUCCGCUUCGGCUCCGGCCCGGGGAGGCGGCUCCGGCGGGGCAGGCGGGCUCCACCCCCGGGCCGGCCGCGUGCCCGCGCCUCCCAAUUCCCAGAACCAGGGUGGGGGCUCGAGGGGGUGGUGGCGGCAGCUCCGCUUCCAGCUGGGCGUCUGGGCGCGGGGCCAGGACGGGCGGAGAGCGGCGGCGGCGCUGGGCGGCGGAUCGCGCGCAGGGCGGUGGCCUGGACCGGCCGAGCCAUGGCGGCCCCGGAGCUGGUGCCGAGGCGGAGCCGGGAGCGGGAACGGGAGGACGAGAGUGAGGACGAGAGCGACAUUCUGGAAGAGAGCCCGUGCGGCCGCUGGCAGAAGCGGCGGGAGCAGGUGAAUCAGGGAAACAUGCCGGGGGUCCAGAGCACAUUCCUGGCCAUGGACACUGAGGAGGGGGUGGAGGUGGUGUGGAACGAGCUGCACUUUGCUGACAGGAAGGCCUUCUUGGUCCACGAGGAGAAGAUCCAGACCAUGUUUGAGCAGCUGGCGCUGGUAGACCACCCCAAUAUUGUCAAGCUGCAUAAGUACUGGCUGGACGCCUCAGAGUCUCGAGCGCGGGUCAUCUUCAUCACAGAGUAUGUGUCGUCAGGCAGCCUCAAGCAAUUCCUCAAAAAGACCAAGAAGAACCACAAGGCCAUGAAUGCCAGGGCCUGGAAGCGCUGGUGCACACAGAUCCUGUCUGCGCUCAGCUUCCUGCACGCCUGCAGCCCCCCAAUCAUCCAUGGGAACCUGACCAGCGACACCAUCUUCAUCCAGCACAACGGCCUCAUCAAGAUUGGCUCCGUGUGGCACCGGAUCUUCUCCAACGCACUCCCCGACGAUCUUCGAAGUCCCAUCCGUGUUGAGCGGGAGGAACCUCGGAACCUGCACUUCUUCCCACCAGAGUAUGGAGAGGUUGCUGAUGGCACUGCCGUGGACAUCUUCUCCUUUGGGAUGUGCGCACUAGAGAUGGCUGUGCUGGAGAUCCAGGCCAAUGGGGACACCCGGGUCACAGAGGAGGCCAUCACUCGUGCCAGGCACUCGCUGAGUGACCCCAACAUGCGGGAGUUCAUCCUCUCCUGCCUAGCCCGGGACCCUGCCCGCCGGCCCUCUGCCCACAACCUCCUCUUCCACCGCGUGCUGUUCGAGGUGCACUCGCUGAAGCUCCUGGCUGCCCACUGCUUCAUCCAGCACCAGUACCUCAUGCCUGAGAAUGUGGUGGAGGAAAAGACCAAGGCAAUGGACCCACACGCAGUCCUGGCGGAGAUCCCCCGGCCCCCCUGGCCCCCACUGCAGUGGCGGUACUCAGAAGUCUCCUGCUUAGAGCUUGACAAGUUCCUGGAGGACGUCAGGAAUGGGAUCUACCCGCUGAUGAACUUCGCUGCUGCCCGGCCCCUGGGGCUGCCUCGUGUGCUGGCCCCACCCCCCGAGGAAGCCCCGAAGGCCAAGACCCCAACGCCAGAGCCUUUUGACUCAGAGACCAGAAAGGUGAUCCAGAUGCAGUGUAACCUGGAGAGGAGCGAGGACCAAGCGCGCUGGCACCUCACUCUGCUCCUGGUGCUGGAGGACCGGCUUCAUCGGCAGCUCACCUAUGACCUGCUCCCAACUGACAGUGCCCAAGACCUGGCCGCCGAGCUGGUGCACUACGGCUUCGUCCACGAGGUGAGGUGUGCGGGCUGGGUGCGGCCAGUCUGGGAGGGCGGCAGGGUGGGCCGCGCCCCUCCGUCCCCCAUGCCUCCCUCCCGUCUUGCAGGACGAUCGGCCGAAGCUGGCCGCCUUCCUGGACAGCACCUUCCUCAAGUACCGUGGAGCUCAGCCAUGACCUUGAUUCGCACACCUCAGGGCCCCAAGCCCCCUGGAAGCCAACCUCUUGGCUCCCUGGGGAAGCUUGGCAUUGGCCCCUGCAGUUGGGUGGGGAACCAGGGUCCCUGUCUGCCUGUGUGCCUGCUAGUGAGAACCUCCCCUCUCAUAGCUCCCGCAGCCCUGGGGUGGGGCUGAGGGUGGCGGGGUCGGGCCCACCAGGGGUAAGGGAGCCGGUGCUGGGGGACUGGUUAGCUGCUGCGUGUCCUUAGGAGCAGGAUGUCCCGUGCAGCCAGCUUCCACAAUUUCCUGGCCGUGUGGUCACGGAGGGGCUGCUGCGUGGGGAACCACGCAUAGUGCUGGGGGCUGAGGGGUGGGGGUCAGCCCUGGACAGCUGUGCACCCAGGCAAACGCUCCAUUGCAAGUUGGUGCCACUGACCCACAUGAGGAACCACCACCUUAAACUGAUGGUAAAGCAGCUGCAAGUGACGGGCACCAUGCUGGGCGAGGGGCAUGGCCAUGACCCAGAAGCUCGUGUGGCUCUUGCCCCCUGCCCCCCAUCCAGGGCAGACCCACUUCCGGGCCCCUCUCUGGCUCCUGCAGCCCCCACAAAAAGCUGUUCUCUGUCCGCGUCCCCUGGCCGGAGUGGUCCAUGUCAGAUGCCCUCCCUGCUCCUCCCCAGCUCCCCCCUACUCGUGCUACCUCCCUGGGUCCUGGGGAUAUCAGCUCCCCCUCCAUUUGCAAAUGUAGUUAAUCACUCUUGAACAUUUAAAACCGCAUGUAUAAAUUUAGCACAUUCAGGUUUCUAAGUGUUUGAAAUGUCAAACAAGAAAAGCCUACCACUGUAUUAGUUCUCUGUUGUUGCUGUAGGUUUUUACCACAAACUCAGUGGCUUAAACCAACACAUAUUAGUUCUGUAGGUCAGAAAUCUGGCGCAGAUCCCAUCAGACUAACAACAAGGUUUUGUCGCUCCUUUCUGGAGGUUCUUGGGGAGAAACCGUUUCCUACUCCUUCAGGUUGUUAGCCUUCAGGUGUCAGGAGCACGCGGGGCACUGGGCAGGAAUUCAGUUCCUUGCAGUGAUGGGGCCAAGGCUCCCAUUCCCAUGCUUGCUCCCAUCCUCAGCUUCUGGAGGCUGCCAGAUCCCUUGGCUAAUGACCUCUUCCUCCACCUUCAAAGCCAGAAACAUUGCAUUGAGUCUUUCUCCUGAACUGUGUGUCUGGUUUUCUGCAGCCAGGAAAGCUUCAUGUGGUUAGGUUGGGUCCACCUGGAUAAUCCGGGAUAAUCUCCCAUCUCAUGGUCCUUAAUCUUAAUCAUAUGUGCAAAAUACUUUUCACCAAGUAAAUAAUAUUCCCAGGUUCUGGGGGUUAGGACAUGGAGAUCUUUGUCAUCCCACCUGCCACAUUACCCCAACCAAAACCCCAAACCAACACCCCUUACCAAGACAUGUCAGAUACAUUCCAUGUAAAAAUAUGGUGAAUCUCAAGUUAUUUUAAAUGUUCCAGUACUCUACAAAAUUAUUCAAGUUCUUAACACCUUUCAGUUUAAAGUUACGCUUUAAAAUAACUUACACAUCUACUUGGAAAUCCUGAUGCCAAGCUGUCUGAUUCUGCAUCGUCUGAAACAGUUGGGAGUGUCCAAUGCAUAACAGAUUGUGCCAGAGAUUAAACUGAACUCAAAAGGAUCAGUACUAGCACUGCUCCAUUUAAUGUCUGUUGAGGUUUUCAUUUUAACUUUUAUCUCUUCAAAGUGACAUACCUAUUAUUUUAAAAGUGGAAUUUUUUUAGGCCGAUAAUAAAUAACUAAUAAAUA